Messenger RNA from Fundulus heteroclitus (mummichog), 2167 nucleotides. It is a transcript of the gene akt2, whose product is annotated as v-akt murine thymoma viral oncogene homolog 2. The transcript has 14 exons. Gene Ontology annotation, biological process: protein phosphorylation. The record is from RefSeq and is a predicted model, not a curated record. Lineage: Eukaryota; Metazoa; Chordata; Actinopteri; Cyprinodontiformes; Fundulidae. The coding region runs from base 489 to 1946 and encodes 485 amino acids. Gene Ontology annotation, molecular function: protein serine/threonine kinase activity; ATP binding.
CGCGUCUGCUGUAGACGGAGCGCGUCCAUGCUAAGCGGACGUCUAACCGCAGUACAGCCGUAGGAGAGAAAGAGACAAGAGAGACCGCUUGCUUUUCGUCCUCUGAAGCCGUGAACUCGGUUCGGUCCACCGUAGCGUGCUCAGCUCCCACCUAAAAGCGGGCUUUAUCCUCCACUCUGCUUGUCCCUGUAAAAGUGCCGCAGCGUCGGACCGCGCACCCCGCCGCUCGCUCCUGGCUGCCGCGAGGGAGAGAGAGAGAGAGAGAGAGAGAGAGAGAGAGGAAAACAAGCUCGGCGAGCAAUGCGCUGAAGCUGUGUGAUCAUUGACAGAGUUCAGUACACACCAGCUCCCCACGCUAACCCGUCGGCGCGUCGUGCACCGUGGUCCCCCCCCGAGUUCUUCGGACAGCCACCUAUGCGGAUAUUUUUUGCUCCGAAGCCGAGCUUGUCUGCACCCCCCUAUCUUGCCAACGGUUCUGCGUCCCGAGCAUGGAUGACAUCACUAUCGUUAAAGAAGGAUGGCUCCAGAAGAGAGGUGAAUACAUCAAAACAUGGCGUCCUCGGUACUUCAUCCUGAAGAGCGAUGGAACCUUCCUCGGAUACAAAGAGAAGCCGGAAUAUUACUUCGACCCAGCGCUGAACAACUUCUCCAUCGCAGAAUGCCAUCUAAUGAAGACGGAGCGCCCAAAGCACAACUGUUUUGUUCUUCGAUGUCGGCAGUGGACGACGAAUAUUGAGCGAAUCUUCCACGUGGAGCGACCAGAUGAGAGGGAGGAAUGGGUGGACAAGAUCCUGACGGUAAGAAACGACCUGAAGAAGAAGAAGCAGGAGGAUCAGGAGGCCAUGGACGUCCGAUCCGGCUCACCCAGUGACAUCUGCGGCGCAGAGGCGAUGGACAUCGCCGUGUCCAAAAUAUCCAAAUCCGAUUCAAAAGUGACCAUGAGUGACUUUGACUACCUGAAGCUGCUGGGCAAAGGGACGUUCGGAAAAGUGAUCUUGGUUAAGGAGAAAGCCACGGGGUUGUACUAUGCCAUGAAGAUCCUCCACAAAGAAGUCAUCUUUGCUAAAGACGAAGUGGCUCACACAGUUACAGAAAGCAGAGUUCUGCAAAACACACGGCAUCCUUUCCUAACGACACUAAAAUAUGCAUUUCAAACCCCCGACCGGCUAUGCUUGGUGAUGGAGUAUGCAAAUGGAGGAGAACUCUUCUUUCACUUAUCCCGGGACAGAGUGUUCACCGUAGAGAAGGCGCGCUUCUAUGGGGCAGAAAUAAUAUCCGCACUGGAGUAUCUGCACUCAUGCAAUGUUGUUUACAGGGACUUAAAGCUGGAGAAUUUGUUGCUGGACAAAGACGGCCACAUAAAGAUAACAGACUUCGGGCUGUGUAAGGAGGGAAUCACUCAUGAAACCACGAUGAGAACCUUCUGUGGAACCCCCGAGUACCUGGCACCAGAGGUGCUGGAGGACAAUGACUACGGACGCGCAGUGGACUGGUGGGGGCUGGGAGUGGUGAUGUAUGAGAUGAUGUGUGGUCGGCUGCCGUUCUAUAACCAGGACCACGAGCGCCUGUUUGAGCUCAUCCUCAUGGAGGAGAUCCGCUUCCCAAGGACCCUGGCCCCAGAGGCCAAAACCCUGCUGUCCGGCCUGCUGAAGAAAGACCCCAAACAAAGGCUCGGAGGUGGACCGGACGAUGCCAAAGAAGUAAUGAACGACAAGUUCUUUGCCCCCAUAAACUGGCAGGACAUCAUUGAAAAAAAAGUUACCCCACCCUUCAAGCCCCAAGUCACGUCAGACACAGACACCCGUUACUUCGACGAAGAGUUCACAGCACAAUCUAUUAUAAUAACUCCUCCAGGCCAGGAUGACGAAGACGUCGACGGCUUUUUUGGUUCCGAUAAGCGUGCUCACUUCCCUCAGUUUUCCUACUGUGCCAGCGUAUGGAAAUGAUCUCUAAGACUCGUGAACGAGCAGGCAUGCUGGCACACAGUCCCAAUCCCACACGCAAAAAAAAACAAAAAACAAAAACAAAACAAAAAAAAGUGGCACAGAGCACAUUUUCCAUUCUGUCUGUGACACGCAUACACCACAGUCACAGGUAAAUCAUAACAACAUGUUUAGAAAGUAGGAAAUUAUCACACAGAUAAUGCCUGUCUGGGGAGGGGGGGGGG